GACAUUGAUGGCAGUCUUGAAAUAGUUGCAGACGGUUUGUUUGUUGGAGUCGUGAAGUUCUUGGCGGCAGCUGGAACGCGAGAUGGCUUCACACAUUGGAAAGUGGAUCUAUCUCGAUUGGACCAAGGAACUGAAGGCAUGGUGUGCAGCCAAAGUCCUCUCUUUCAAACCUAGCACUCAAAUGCACGAAGUGCAGUUCACGGAUGGAGAAAGAGAAUGGGCUGACCUUACUGGAGAAGGAAGAAGGUGGACUGAAGAUGCGCCAAAGAAGGUGUGGAAGAACCAGGAGAAGAGGGCACGCCGGAUGGCCCGGGAGUACGGCAUCAAGCUGGAGAUGAGUGGGGCCCUGCUAGACGCGGCGGAGGAGCUGCUGGACAUGGAGGACCGCUUACCCAACCAGGGGGUUAAGAGCCAGCUGCCAAAGUUCUGGGAGAACCUGAGGAAGCAGAUCCUGCGGUGCAAGGUUCCAAAAGAGAUGGCUGCGGCCGCCUUCAAGUUUGCGUCGCAGAUCAAGGACACUGUGCUCAUGGACGACUGGCAGAGCAAGGCUGCGCAGUGGAAGGGGUUGGCCAAGCAGGCUGUCACAGAGGAGGACGUUGCCGCGGCCGUGCACCAGAUCAAGUACAAGAUGGUCAACUGGGCACAGUGUCGCGCCCUAUUUCCAAGCUUCAAUGAAUCCAAGCCGCAGGCCAAGAAGGCGGCAGCGACCCCAGCCAAGAAGGCGGAAGCAACCCCGGCCAAGAAGGCGGAGGCAACCCCAGUCAAAAAGCCGGGCAAGGGGCAUGUCACUGUGGCUAGCAGCUCGGCAUCGGGUGUUGCCGUGGAGUGCAACAAAAAGAAAGGGGAGUACCAGCCCCAGACCCACAUGAUUCUGUGCCUGUGUGCCGACUGCGCAGGUGCCGAGGAGAUGACCCCGCCUGCUUGGGAGCGCCAUGUGGGUUGUCGCACGCACAAUUGGACCAAGUCGAUUAAGCUGUGCAACACCGUGGGGAGGCUCCACGGCUGGAUCCAGGCGCGGCGCCAGUCAGACCCCCCCCUCGCCUUCCAUCAGAUGUCGCCCGAGGAGAAGUCUCCGUCGGCGGGCGCCCCUGCGCCGCGCGUGCUGCCCCAGUCCAAGGUGUCCCAGCUGCCCCCGCAGUCCGCCGCUCGGUUGCGGCAGCAGUCGAGCCACCCCGAUACGGGCCAGCUGUCGCCCAAGAGAAACACCAGGGGGAAGGCCAAAAGCGGGACGAGCGCCGGCAAACGGAAGUUGGAAAACGACGGGGCAGAGAGCAGCGACGCCGAGACCAGCUCUCCGGGGCGGCCCGCCAAGCGGACAGCACCGACGAGUCCUGCACACCAGGCAGGCGCGCGAUUGUCAUCGGAGCCCACCCGGGAAACGCCGCAGGCCAGGGAGGAGACGCCAGAUGAGGAAGGGGAGGGCGAGGACGCGCAGCUGACAUGUGUCGUCUGUGAUAUGUCGACGGACAGCCAUGACAUCCUGCAGUGCGACGGCGAGGACUGCGGCCGCGCAUUUCACAUAGUCUGCCUCACCCCGCAGCUCCUGCAAAUCCCGGACUGCGACUGGUUCUGCCCCGCCUGCCUCCCGAAACAGCUCGCAAGCACAGCCCCCUGCAGUACGGCAGCUGGCCGGGCCAUUGCUGGCAAAACCGCACGGGGGCUAGGCAGCCCCGCUGCUGCAAGCGAGGACCUCGAGAGCGGCCUCGGCUUCUUCCAGACGCUCUUCGACGAGGGGCCCGCCAACCACCCGCUUUUCGCUGAUACGGAGCCCCAAUGCAAAAGCCCAAAGGACCGACCAGAGAAGCUAGAGGAAUUGCUGGCCCCGCAGCCGCCCACGUCGACGUUUGUGCUGCCGGACGACAUGGAUGACGACGAUGCGCUGAUGGCGUUUACGGUGCCCGGCAGUGCAUAUGCUGCGAAGCUAGGAUAUUAAGCCGUUGUUUAGGUUGGCGACAAGCCCUAAUCUGGUGCGGAGAGGCUAUCGCGUCAUCGGCGAGGAGUCCCUACUCUAUCCAGCUCGACCACGACCACGUUCGGGUAUCAGUUCCGAGGUCAUCACAGCAGUAACCCAGAGCGAUUCAGACGGUUUCAUUGCGAAUUGAAACUUGCAGCUUCGAAGCUGCCACCAGCGCGGCUUGACGGCCCUCAGUGGAAUUUUGUCGUUGAUACAAUAUCUUGGACCGCGUGCGAUUCAGUCCCGGACGUACUGGAACCGUCACUGUCCAAAGAUAUCAUUGUAUAAAGCAGCAUGAGAUUUAACGACUUUUUGCGCGAGGAUUGCAAGAUUCACACAUUUAGAGCUCUAUACAUAUCUCUAUUCGAAAAACUGUUUUUCUUCGUGACAUCCGAGUUGCGAGAGCUAGCACCUGUGCCACAUGUUGGGGCUCUCGACUGCUAGCUCCUUGGCACGCUGUUGAGCCCGCUAGCUAGCUUUGAAUUAUUCGCUCUCAUACUUUGCCACCGUAAGUUAAUCAUAAGUUAAUGAUCACUAGCUAGUAAGAAUAUGACAAUAAUGAUACACAAAGCAAUUUGCGUUGGCCAAGCCAACUCAACGUCACUGAGAAGUGAGUAAAAAC
Messenger RNA from Klebsormidium nitens, 2576 nucleotides. Lineage: Eukaryota; Viridiplantae; Streptophyta; Klebsormidiophyceae; Klebsormidiales; Klebsormidiaceae. The record is from the annotation of a GenBank genome assembly.